AUGGUCCGAACAACCAGGAAAAGAUUUCCUGUUGCAUCGACAGCACUGAGACGUGCUACAGUGAAAAAGUAUUUGAACAAAGUGUCAGAACUUGGACUCCUGCUCACGAACCAGCGCUACAAUAUGAUGAAAGAGCUCACUGUGUUAGCAAAUUUGCUUUGCAUUUCCGUUGUGGUUAUCAAGUCAGUGGAUGCCAGUUCAGGAAAGCAGCGACAUAUCUUCAAAUACAAUGAAACAGAAGCUAAACAUCUGCUCUAUUUAGCCGCCGCGGCCUAUACGACAAAUCCGGAGCCGUGCAUCAAAAAGUGA
Molecule: messenger RNA, 309 nt
Organism: Gongylonema pulchrum
Lineage: Eukaryota; Metazoa; Nematoda; Chromadorea; Rhabditida; Gongylonematidae
Source: the annotation of a GenBank genome assembly